AUGCUUCGGACAGCUUUUACCUCGUGCAGACUGCUUUCGCUGUCGGCGUUGCUUCGAAAUGCUGCGCCUGCAGUGUCUUCUGCUUCCAAAGCUCUUCCAGACUUGACCUACCUCAAAUUCGACUCGAAUGCUUCCAAAGAUCUUUACGCUGUGUGUAAGAUCCACAAUAUUCCAUACAUGGUUACCAAAGGUGACAAGCUAAUUUUGCCUUACAAGAUCAGAAACCACGAAGUGGGCGACGUGUUCAAGUUGGACAAUGUUGUCACUCUUGGGUCCAGAAACUUCACCUACAACGACAAGGAAGGUAUCCCAGAGGAUGUGUUUGAAUUGACAGCUACGUUGGCUGAAAUCACCAGAGAGCCCAAAUACCAGGUUGUCAGAAAGAAGCAAAGAUGCAGAAGAAAGAAGACUACCGAUGUCGAGCCUUACCAGACACACUUGAUCAUCAACGAGUUGAGGUUGAAAUGA
This is a messenger RNA of Candidozyma duobushaemuli, 468 nucleotides long. Its product is annotated as mitochondrial 54S ribosomal protein bL21m. Lineage: Eukaryota; Fungi; Ascomycota; Pichiomycetes; Serinales; Metschnikowiaceae. Gene Ontology annotation, molecular function: structural constituent of ribosome. The record is from RefSeq and is a predicted model, not a curated record. The transcript has a single exon. Gene Ontology annotation, cellular component: mitochondrial large ribosomal subunit; ribosome. The coding region runs from base 1 to 468 and encodes 155 amino acids.